Molecule: messenger RNA, 1632 nt
Organism: Rangifer tarandus platyrhynchus (Svalbard reindeer)
Lineage: Eukaryota; Metazoa; Chordata; Mammalia; Artiodactyla; Cervidae
Source: the annotation of a GenBank genome assembly
AUGGAUGCAUUCACGGGCUCGGGUCUCAAGAGGAAGUUUGAUGAUGUGGAUGUGGGCUCAUCAGUUUCUAACUCUGAUGAUGAGAUCUCCAGCAGUGACAGCGCUGACAGCUGCGACAGCCUCAAUCCUCCUACAACUGCCAGCUUCACACCCACAUCCAUCCUGAAGCGGCAGAAGCAGCUGCGGAGGAAAAAUGUGCGAUUUGACCAGGUGACUGUGUACUACUUUGCUCGACGCCAGGGUUUUACCAGCGUGCCCAGCCAGGGCGGCAGCUCUCUGGGCAUGGCCCAGCGCCAUAACUCUGUACGCAGCUACACACUCUGUGAGUUUGCUCAGGAGCAGGAGGUGAACCAUCGGGAGAUACUUCGUGAACAUCUAAAGGAGGAAAAACUCCAUGCCAAGAAGAUGAAGCUGACCAAGAAUGGGACGGUGGAGUCGGUGGAGGCCGACGGCCUGACGCUGGAUGAUGUUUCAGAUGAAGAUAUUGAUGUGGAAAAUGUGGAGGUGGAUGAUUACUUCUUCCUGCAGCCUCUGCCCACCAAGCGGCGACGUGCCCUGUUGCGGGCUUCUGGGGUCCACCGCAUCGAUGCUGAAGAGAAGCAAGAACUUCGAGCCAUCCGCCUGUCACGGGAAGAGUGUGGCUGUGACUGUCGACUGUAUUGUGACCCAGAAGCAUGUGCUUGCAGCCAGGCUGGGAUUAAAUGCCAGGUGGAUCGCAUGUCCUUUCCGUGUGGCUGCUCUCGGGAUGGCUGUGGCAACAUGGCUGGGCGCAUUGAAUUCAAUCCAAUCCGGGUCCGGACUCAUUACCUCCACACCAUCAUGAAGCUGGAGCUGGAGAGCAAGCGGCAGGUGAGCCGCCCGCCAGCCCCGGACGAGGAGCCCUCGCCCACCACCAGCUGCAGCCUGGCAGGAGCACAGGGUGCGGAGACACAGGACUUCCAGGAGUUCAUUGCCGAGAACGAGACGGCGGUGAUGCACCUGCAGAGCGCGGAGGAACUGGAGCGGCUCAAGGCGGAGGAGGACUCCAGCGGCUCCGGCGCCAGCCUGGACUCCGGCAUCGAGAGCCUGGGCGUGUGCAUCCUGGAGGAGCCCCUGGCUGUCCCGGAGGAGCUGUGCCCGGGCCUCACUGCCCCCAUCCUCAUCCAGGCUCAGCUGCCCCCGGGCUCCUCCGUGCUGUGUUUUGCCGAGAACUCGGACCACCCGACCGCCUCGGCCGUGAACAACCCAUCCUACUUGAACAGUGGGCCCCUGGUCUACUACCAGGUGGAGCAGAGGCCAGUGCUGGGGGUGAAAGGAGAGCCUGGGACGGAAGAAGUCGCACCCUCCUUCCCCAAGGAGAAGGAUCUGAAUGUCUUCUCUCUCCCUGUUACCUCACUGGUGGCUUGUGGCCCCACAGACCCAGCUGCCCUCUGUAAAUCAGAGGUGGGGAAAACAUCCACUUUAGAAGCGCUAGUGCCCGAAGAUUGUAACCCUGAGGAGCCUGAGAGCGAAGACUUUCGCCCCUCCUGGUCCCCCUCAAACCUCUCCACGUGCACGGACAGCGAAGAGGGCUGUGCAGUGGAGAAGACGGCGCCGCAGAGUGAGGACAGGCCCCCGGAGGAGCCUGCCCUGGAGCCCCCCCUGGCAGUGUGA